CCGCGUGCUCCCCUCACUCCGCCGCCAGUCAGAGCGGCAGUGGCAGCGAGGGGCGCCGUCGCUGUUCCCACUCACAACAUUAACCCACGUCUACCCAUUGUGUUAAUUAACGAGCAUCGCUCGAGGCCGCCGCCUCGUCCAGUGAACGGACAAAAAGACGCCCACUAGCUGUAUCUCUUCCGUACCAUCAUUAUUACGAUUUCUACUACUACUACAGUAGUGUUUUUAUUUUCGUCCCCCACCCGUUGCGGUGGAGGCGUAGUCGACGCGGAGAUGCCUCUCGUGUGAUUUUGGCCGCUCCGCGCUGUAGCCAGGAAAGGGGAGGGAGGGAGGGACACAACGACUCCUGUUGAAGCCCGGCAGGGCAGGGCGACUAGGAAAAGGCAGGGCGGGCACUGGCUCGGGCAUGUUCCCCGGGCGCCACCUAGCGGCCACGCCGUGAGCUCCCUGGAGCCGAGCCCAAUCCCGCACGCCCGCCCUGACCCCCUCUCACCCUGCCCGCCCAGCCCAAGGGUGUCCCCCACGGGUCCCGCCAACGUUUAUAGCAGAGGCGAAAUGGCCAAUAGCGAGUCUUUUGUGUUCAUUAAAGACAUCAAGGCAGGACUUAAAAACCUUAACGUGGUAUUCAUAGUCCUGGAAAUAGGGAGAGUGACCAAGACCAAGGAUGGACACGAGGUGCGGUCUUGCAAGGUGGCCGACAAGACGGGGAGCAUGACCGUGUCCGUGUGGGACGACAUUGGGGCACUCAUCCAGGGGGGCGAUAUCCUGCGGCUCACACGGGGAUAUGCCACCAUGUGGAAGGGCUGCCUAACAUUGUACACAGGCCGUGGAGGAGACCUGCAGAAGAUUGGAGAAUUCUGCAUGGCAUUCUCAGAAGUUCCAAACUUUAGUGAACCAAACCCUGAUUUCAUGAACCAGGGUAAAACGGGAGAUGCCAGGAGCAACUCUCCCACCAGUCAGCUUGGGGCUGGACAAGCAAACCCAGCAGGCAAUGGUUCUCAAGCAAUGCCAGUUUUGGGUUCUGGAGCGCCACCUCCAGGCUAUAGCUCCACCAUGCAGCCGCCUGCUCUGCCGGCACACACUGUGGGGGGCCGGGGAAAUGGCCGGGGUGGGUUGUUGGCUCCACCCGGUGCCGUGGGGUUGCCGGCGCUGCCUGGACCUGGAUUGAGCAAUGGCCGUGACCCUCGGCGUGGCAGCAAGAGAUGAAGGCUGCUGCGUGGUCCUGCUGGCAGCGAGACAUGCACAGCCAGUGUACACACACUGGGCACACGCGCACACCUGCACGUCACUGCUGAUGUUUGCACAAAAGUGAACUCAGGCCUCCACAAUUUAAAAUAGAAAACUGUACGAGAGAUAGGGAUGCAAAAAUCUUGCACACAGUGAAAUAUUUGUACACGUAAGGCAGUACAGUAUACUGCAACUCGUGCAAGUUUGUUCUGCACAAGCAGAGCUUUUCAACUACACAUCUACGACGUGCAUUUCUGCACUUGGUCAAGAAGUCACAAACAACAAUGAUCUUUCACCUUUGUGUUAAGUUUAUUUUAAUUCAUGCCAUGUUAAGCACAUUCAUUGGUUCAUUCAUUUUCUAGCGUACCCUGUACUAAAGCCACAUUCCACCAAACGUAAAUAAUGUUAACGAAAACAAGAUUCCUUUUUUCGGAAAAAAUUUAUCCGUGGCUCAUAACAUCUAGAUUAGGCAGUUUAAAAAUAUAUGUUCUGCAGUAUGAUGUGAACUGACCUUCAGUUCACAAGCAAGGCAGUGCAUUCAUUUUAUACAAGCAAUGCAGCAAUGCUACUUAUGACAAGGGGUCACGACACAUGAGCUACUGAGGGUGUGUUUUUGAAGUACAGUACAUAUACACUCAAAUGAGUAUUGGAAAUGAUUUUCUGUUCAAACGAUGCAUUAAAGUGAUUUGCAUAUUAAUGAAUGAAUGUUGCCAGAUUUAGGCCUUUGAUGCUAAAAGGAUGGCAAAUGCUACAUUUACAUUAAACAUCACAAAUGCACUGCUAGAAAGCCCCUCAAAAACGUGUGCUUUAAGCACACGAAUAUACUUGAAUGCUGCAGUAAAUACUGCUUUGGAGCUAGGUAUAUAUUUUUUUUACAUUUUUGUUUCCACUUUGCCAUUCACUUGGGGUUUAUUUGCUGCUUGCCAAAUGCCAAACCAUGUGAAAUAGCCCAUUACAUCAGUUGAACUUACAAUGCGUUCGGUAACAGAGCUGCACUGCUUGUUUGUGAGUUGCCUCCGGGCUUUGUACCACACGUGCCCUGUGCACCAACAGCCCCUCUGUACAGAACAUUACUCGCCUCUUCAAGUUCUGCUAUUUUUAAACUGGUUUAGUGAAAUUGUAGCGAUGGUGAAUGAAUGAACUUGAUAUUGUACAUCAUUUGAAUACAUUUGGCUUUUAUUAAGGUACAUCUUUUUGUAUUUUGUUCAUGUUGGUGAAUUGAUUGCAUUGUUUUGAAUCAUUAUUUGCUGCUGGCUUAUAUUUAUUGAAAGGAAACCGCAGCAUUGGGAUCAUAGAUAGUACAGUGCUUACAUGUUCUUGAAUACAUGAAUACUGUGCGAGAAAAUUAAUUUGUCAUGCUUAUGGCUAUGACAAUGCUGCUGAAUUUUACUUGUAAAGGUUACAGGUCGGUCUGUUGUAAUUUUGAAGCACAUCUGCAACAAAGUAUUUUUAAAAUAAUAAGCAUAAAUAAGAUAUUUAAAUUUGUCCGUAAAGUUUUAGUAACUGACUUCGAUAACUAUAUGAAUAGAAUACUGUACCUAAGAACUUCCACGAGUAAAUUUCCAUUAGUUAUUGGUAUAUACUUUUGACGUAAAGUUUGCUAAUUGUCAAUAUGAUUCCUGAACUGAUGGUUAGAUUGUGUCACUUCCCUGGAGGUGGGUGGUGGACACGUUGGGCUCCAGGAUGAAGUGGUGAGCAGGAUCUGAGAUGCAUAAUGCAUUUUCACACUUGCCAUGUUACACUUGGCCACCUCAUUACAUGCAUACUGCAGUCCCAAACAUGUGUUGUGCAUCCCAACAUUGCUUUUAGCUUGGGUGCAUGCCUUAUUUUUGAGGGUUGCACAGACAUACUGUUUUGAGUUGCCCUAUUUUUGUUAAACGAAAUCCAAAGGGCAACCUCAAAUUAGUACCGCACAGUUAAAAUGUGAGUUGCGAUUAUGCAUAUGCGGAGGCAUUCAUACUGGCGUCAAAAUCAAAAUUUAAUGACCUAAUGCAAAGUGAAUCGUUGAUUCUACUGCAAACUGUUCAAAAUGUGUUUAGAAUUCCAAAAUAACUGGGCAAAACAAUACUCGACUAUAUUCACUUUUACUUAAAGUAAGAUUUACUAAUUUUGUGUUAUACAAGUUUGAUAUGAAUCACAUUUAGCAAUACAGUACUAAAACAGCAGUGGUGCCUAAUCAUAAAAACACCAAGUAGAUAAUACUGCUCUAAAAGAUAAUGUUUUGGGUGAUGGCCCUUCGUAAGACAUGAUUAGUGCGCGCCACGGUGGCGAGAUGUUAACUACCUCGCCUUGAAAUAUAAGAAUAGGCUUUACCUUUUCUGGCAAUAAAACAGUUGCCACCGCUGCUCCUUUCCCUCGAUGUGGCGGUGGCUCUCGUUUUUUAACAGGCUAAAUGUCUCACUAACACAGCCACCAUUGCGGUGGUUCUCUUACAUUGACAUGCUAAUCUCUCAAUACAAUGGCCACCUCCACAGCUUUGUUUUCCUCCAUGUGGCGCCCGGUUUUCUUUCAUUGACAUGUUAAUACUUACAUUAACAGAUUGACAUGCUAAUCUCUCAAUACAAUGGCCACCUCCACAGCUUCGUAGUUGUGGAGGUAUAUAAGCUCUCCGAUCUUACAUUUACACGCAAAUUCCAUCUCUAGCCCCACUUACCCAUGGGCUACACCCAUCUCAAACCUAUAUAACAUCCUGCGUUAGCAGCUCUCCUGCUAUAUUUGUUCCUGUCUCAGCAGCUCUCCCGCUAUAAUUUUUCACCUGAUGACGAUUGCUUGUGUUGCGAUGGAAACGUGAUAUUUUCAUUAUUAUUUAUCUACAUGGCUUUACCGAAAGUCCCAAAGAAUAGGUGCUAAGAUGUUCAAACACCAAAUAGAUACCUUUUGGAAGGUAUUAAGUCAGUAUUAACCACGUACUUGUGAACUUGCAAACAAAAUAUGCUCCUAUAAUAUAUGCAUUGUUUUUGAAACUGAUUGGCCUACACCAGAGGCAGCCUUCUUAAUGGCCUAGUCUCACCAGUGUCAGACCAGAGAACGCAAUAGGCGAUCAGUACAAAGCCAAUGCCACACGUAUCAGAUCAUUUAUAGCUGGGGGUGAGCAGCGACAUCAUGGUACCUUUUGCCAGUAUGAACAAGUAUAACCCGUAAAAACAAAGUUUUUCACUAUAAAUACUUUAUAUGCGUGGCGGCUAGAGUCAUCUCGUCCUCUGGCUUGAGAUGGCUGCCACCUAUGGGUCAGAUUGUCUGCCAGUAUUAAACAAUUGGUAAUUAAAUAUUUAAUUUGUUUUCCCUAAACAGUAUACAAAUUUUGAAUUUUUUUGUUCACGAACAUUAAUUGUCUCGCACAACGAGUCUGUGUGCAAAAUGUCAGCUCGAUUGGAUCACGGGAAGUGGGUUAAAAAAACGACCGAAAGGUUUGCACAGUCGUAAGCAAGCAAGCAAGCACGCAAGCGAACUUAAUAUAAAGGAUUUAAAAAUAAUAGAUUGUACCCUUUCUGGCAAUUAAACUAUGUUUUGUGUGCAUGUUCACAAUUACGUGUGGUUAAUGCAGACUUUGAUUCCUUGCAAAAGGUGUUUGAACAUUUUAACACUUGUUUUAUUGCCAGAAAGAGGUUAAACCUAUUCUUAUUUGUAAUACUUUGAUACUGACAAAAAAGGUAUGAAAUAGCUGCUCAUCCUGAGCUAUAAAUUCUCUGAUAUGUGCAUUGGCUUUGUACUGUGCGCCUUUUUGGCAUUCUCUAGUCUGACACUGGUGAGACUAGGCCGUAAAAAAGGCUGUCUGAUGUCGGCCAAUAAGUUUCCAAGACAAUGCAUAUAUUAUCAGUGCAUGUUUUGUUUGCAUGUUCACCAUAGGUACGUGUGGUUAAUGCAGACUCGAUUCCUUGCAAAAAGUGUUUAUUUGGUCUUUGAACAUCUUCACACUUGUUUUAUUGCCAGAAAGGAUGAAACCUAUUCUUAUAUUUCAUACUUUGAUACUGGAAAAGAAGGUCCCAUAAUAUAGCUACCUCGUCUUAUAUACAGGAGGUCGUGCGUGCGAUCCCGAUCCCGAUCCUGACGCCUGUAUAUUUCAAUUUUGUUCUCCCCAUGGUCACGUGUAUUUUUCUCCAGGUCAUCCGUUUUUUCCCUCCACAUUUAAAAAUAUGUGUUUAGAGUAUUUGGCUGCUGUACAUUUCCACACUAUAAGCCACUUCGUUAACCUAUUAUUUGUGGCCAGGUAGCGUCUGAAAAAGAGCUAUAUCGCUCAGUGGGCCUUACCUGGUCAAAUAACAAUUUUUUUAUAUCAAAUAUGUGAUCUUUGCAAGGAAAAUUAGUGAAUUACAAUUUCCUGUUCGGAUCAGAUUUCAGUUUUAUCAAAUGUUAAUGGUUAUUUUUCCUAACUUUUUUAGACUUGUGAAUGGAGCUCCUAGCUCAGAUUAUCAUGGAGAACUAUGUUUAAGGAAUACUGAGCCUCAGCCCAGCUAAUUAUGGUCUAUAUACCAUGUAAAACGACUACCAGUCAAAUAAAACAUGCAUAAUCUUCGAGUGAGGUAUGCUAUAUUUUAAAAGAUUGGACUGCAUUCAUUUUAGGUACAGUAUGACCCAUUAACUAAACAAAUAAUGGUCAAUCGAUAAUGGCAGGUGGUGUGCAAUCUGGCCCCUAUGUGCCCAGACUUUCAUAAUUUGCGAUGCAAAUGGUGACGGUCAUAGAAGUGGGCAUCAAGUGGGUCUCAGUUCUGGGCUGCUUGCCCGUAAGUUGGUGGGUCCAUCAACGUUUUUCGAUCAUUAAAAUAAUGAUUGUUGAAAAGGCUUCGGACUGUUUAAAUUGUGAAAAUUACUUGGGUUAUCGCAUAAAGGCAAUGACUUAGAAAAUACCUUAAUUUAUGCAAAUGCAUUGCGUGAGACGUAUCCAAUUUUUACAUCACAUUUACAAUUACUGUAGUGAAUACCCUGGUUUGGCGGGACGUUAAUGCAACGGAUGCACGACCGCUCCUCCAAUGGAGUGGAGCUGCCAUUUUGCGCUGUUAGGCAGCUGCAGAUUCCACGCACUGGGAGUGCUGAACAACAACUUGCAUGAGAACACCCAUUGUAUUGCCUCCUGCCUCUGUCUUCGCAUCACCCAUUACUUAGUCCUCAAAACCAGCUUGUGAAUAAAGGGAAUUUUGUUUAAAUUAUAAAUAAUUCGAGAUUGUGCAUGCGCGUGACGCUUCGUUCUCAGAAGCAGAAUUUGGCGUCCGGCAGAUGCUUCCAAGUCAUGGUGAUGUAGAUCUAACAGGCCAGGAUAUGCCGAGAUUGAGUCUGAUCUCGGGCAUGAUGCGUGUUGGCAGUAGGCUGUUUUGUCGUGUCCUCGGGUGCUUACUGAUGGCAACAGAAGUCCUUGUUUCGUCCUUGCUCCAAAUGUAGUUGGGAUAGUUCUGGGAAUGUGGGUGGGGAGGCGAGCAGCGUUAACAAAUAUAUGGUCUGGUUGGUGAAUGUCGCCUUCAGCAUAAUUAAGCGACAUGCCGGUUUAAAGCAGUGCCACAUGUGAGGCUAGACACUAUCUUGCACAAUACAUUGUCAUGAUUUUGUCUGUGUAGCCUGGAAGUGAAUUUACUUGUACAGUGCGUAUUAAAUUAGCCCAGCUGCAUUUAUUAAUGCAAGUCAAGCUUAUUUGAAAUAAACUGACUUUGCAUCUUUGUAAUUGCAACAGCGCAAACAGCUUGCUGUUUUAAUUUUUAUCUUUCCUGGCGGGUCGGUUAGGUGUGUGAGCUCGGAUGCUGCUGUGUUGGAUGGCAGUGUUUGUGGUGGUGGGGUAGAAGUCCCAGCGUUGAUCUCGCUUCACCCUGAGUCCGAUUGUCAGAGGUAGAAAUUGCAAGUGCAGUGGUUGGACAGUGCGAUAGUUUUGGAUGUGGUUCUAGAUCACCCCGUUGGGGUCCUCUGCUGGAAAUGCUGUGCUUUAGAGUUACCGAGCUAUAAGAACGAUACCGUGGCAUUACUGCAUUACCCAGCUGGGGCCUUCUCAAUGUAUGGACUGAGACAGUCCAGUGUCCUCAAUGCUGGCAAUACUGAUUUAUGUUGGUAGUAUGAACAAUUUAUUUUAACACGUGUGGGAUUAAUUAAAAUGUUUUGUUGGUGUUUCAGAAGUGAGCCCCCCUUCCUGCAAACUCAAUUCUCACGGUUUAUCCGAGAGAUGUAUGAGCUCCCUGGUGUUGCUUCUCUUCUGUCUGUACCGCAGAGACCAUUUCAAGUAAUUCCAACUUCCCAUUACGCACUUCUUGGCGCAUACCGCGCCUCUCUCCUUUGUAAGUGGGACAGCCCAGGACCCCCCUCUUGCUGCCUCUCCUAUCAGAAGUUUUGGCACAGCUUCCCACCGACCUUGGAAAGUUGGUUGGUUAUGCAUUGUUUAUUUGUUUUACCAUUGUAUUUUUCCCCGAGCUUUGUAAGAAAAUUCCAAAUUAUCACAUAUCCUACAAACUUGUUUACACGCGGUACACCAAAAGGACCACAUUUUAAACGUGGAAAAUGUACUGAGAGUAUGUAAAAUUAAAGUGUGUAAUUUUUACGUGUUCUUGCCCAAUUGUGUUUAAAAUAAUGCUUCUCAAUGGCAAUUGGUGCGAUGCUCCGUGAAAGGAUUUCUGCACCCAUCUGGCGACAAGGCGUCUCGACAGAAUAGUUGAACCUGGGUGACAACCUUGAGAGCUUUUCCUCGUGUUCGUUAUUGAAAAUGCGACAUGCGCUGCCUCGAGUGAGUGGCUAAACACAGUUCAAAACCUAUAGUGGUGCUCAUAAAUGUGAAAGCUAUGAAUAAUAGCAUUUUCUGAAAUUGAUAUAGGUUUGCUGUCGAUAUUAACAUACUACUGUACUUUAUUGCUUUUUUUUUAUAACUGUAGUGGGUCCAACUGAGUUGCAGACGUUCCUUUUAGAGGCAACACUUUUAUUUGUAACACCGUAACAUAAAAGUGUAAUUUGCCCCUUUACCAGACUACAGCGAAUUACUGCUACGAAGGGUCAAUCUCUCACUCGGGUCUCCGACCACGUGGUUGCCUCGUAAGACGGAGAGUUUCAGCUUGCGGCGUAGAGCUUCCCACUUGUAGAUGUUUAGCUUCCAGCUUGUAGAGUGCAGCGACCCCGGUCCCUCUCAGGGACCCGCCUUAUAUCCCUCUCCGGUCGGGGCCGCUCCGCCCUCGGCCCCGCCCGCCUUCCCGAACAUUCUCAUUCCCUCUCGAUCAUUCUCAAGAGCUCUCUCCGGUCACGUGAUCACUCCCGAGUCCCCCCACCUGGGGCCCCCUGUAUGGACAUUCCGGAUCACGUGUCUAUGGGGUCAACCAGAGUGCCAUGGCCCUGGGCAACCAUGGCCCUAGACUGACACCCCCUCCCCCUCGGGGGAGCCCCCAACACACGCUGUGCAUGGUGCCCGCACUAUCCCAGUGCUCACGAAGCCUCGCUAGGGCUGUGUCACACACAGCCACCCACACGGCGCUGUCCACGAUGUAGGAACAUCGAACGGCACUACCCUUCCGGGCCGGCACCAUACAGUGACAUCCCCGAUGUCAGUACAUAACU
Molecule: messenger RNA, 8739 nt
Organism: Lethenteron reissneri (Far Eastern brook lamprey)
Lineage: Eukaryota; Metazoa; Chordata; Hyperoartia; Petromyzontiformes; Petromyzontidae
Product: SOSS complex subunit B2-like
Biological process (GO): response to ionizing radiation; double-strand break repair via homologous recombination; mitotic G2/M transition checkpoint
Cellular component (GO): SOSS complex
Molecular function (GO): DNA binding
Source: RefSeq, a predicted model, not a curated record